Suhomyces tanzawaensis NRRL Y-17324 is the source of this 831-nucleotide messenger RNA. Its product is annotated as Elongator subunit. Gene Ontology annotation, cellular component: elongator holoenzyme complex. The transcript has a single exon. The record is from RefSeq and is a predicted model, not a curated record. Gene Ontology annotation, biological process: tRNA wobble uridine modification. Bases 1 to 831 code for a protein of 276 amino acids. Lineage: Eukaryota; Fungi; Ascomycota; Pichiomycetes; Serinales; Debaryomycetaceae.
AUGAGCAACCAGCAACAAGACUUGAUCUUCUUCCAAGACAAUUCCUUGUUGUCCGAGGAAAUAAUAACUUCAGAAAGCUCAGUUUUAUCAGUGAUAUCACAUGUACAGGGUACAUCACCAUCGUGGCUCCUCAACUCAUUGAUUGAGAAUGGAUUAAAUGGCACAGCAACAUUAAUUAACAAUGAUCUUAAUAAGAAGAGAUCAAAUAGAGCAGAGGUAUUUUUCGUUUCCUUUUUGCACUCGAAAGACUUCUACAUCCAAAAUUGCAAGAAGAAUGGAUUGGAUUUGGGACACUUCACAAACUUUCAUUUCAUAGAUUGUUUUACCAACUUGUUCACAAAGUAUAUCAAGGACUUUAAGGAAUCAUCUAGAGGAGUGAGCGAGAUCUUUGGGCAAAUUGAGAAACAGGUUGAAGCAGUUGGUGGAACCAGAAAAAUCGUUUUCAUAGAAGGACUCGAGCUCCUUCUUUUAUCUAAUGCUGGUAAAGCAAAUGACCUCUUGUCUCAUAUAUUGAAGUUGAACAGGAAAUGUCGCCACUUGCUUGUUGUAAGCGCUCAAGACUCCCCCCAGAUUGUUAAAUUGCAUGCCAACACAACCCAAGACCCUGCAUUCGAAGUUUCAGACUUUUUAGUGAAGUUGUAUCACAGAUCACAAUUAAAUAUAAAUCUUCAGCCAUUGGCAACUGGACGAGCCAAUGACAUAACUGGUAGUUUGACUAUUUCCAGAGGUUCUGUUCCUGUCGAGUCUAUAAUUCCAGGCUUGAGGGUGGUUGAAAACGAAUAUAUUUAUCAUGUUACUAAAGAUGCAAGUAUCAAACUAUUCUAUAGGUGA